Molecule: messenger RNA, 4177 nt
Organism: Neolamprologus brichardi
Lineage: Eukaryota; Metazoa; Chordata; Actinopteri; Cichliformes; Cichlidae
Molecular function (GO): GTP binding
Source: RefSeq, a predicted model, not a curated record
UUGGUCAGUGGUUGUUGAGCAAUGGUCCAUUGAUGGCAUGGCAUCCAUUGUCUUUUCCCUUCUAUCUAUCUUUCUUUCUCUUUACAUCACAGAGCAUCAGCCUCCCCAAACAGGAAGCAGCCUUGAAGUACUGCCAAAAAACAUGUCUGAGCUGAGGGUUGUUCUGCUGGGGAGCAGCUGGACUGAGAAAAAUGAAGUGGGAAAUCUGUUACUGGGAGAUACUGUGUUCACCAGUAAAACUAAAGCGUGUGUGAGAAUUAGUGCUACACUGGAGGGCAAAAAAAUUGCUGUCAUCAACACCCGCUACCUGCCUCCUCUCGACACCUCCCAACAAGAUCUGACAGAGUUUAUAAAAGACUGUGCAAAACACUCUGAUCCUGGACCUCAUGUGUUCCUGCUGCUUGUACAGCCUGAAACCUUUACAGAAAAGCACAAACAGAGACUCUGCAGAGUCCUUCAAGGUUACAGUGAUCAAUCAUUUGAUCAUUCACUGAUACUGAUCUCAGCACCCAGAAAGGAGAGCUCUGGUUCUUCGGAAGAUUUCAUGAAAAGUCCAGCAUUAAAUGAAAUGAUCAAAAAAUGUAAAUGCAGAUACUUGAAGAGGAGCAACGUUGAACUUCCAGAGCUGUUAACACAUUUGGGGGAAAUUACAAAGUACAACAAUGGAGAGCAUGUCAGCUAUGAAGCUUUUGAGGACACAGAACAGGAUUUAUCAAAAGAUCAAAAAACCCCGCCAAAAAAGGACUCAAAGACUCCAAUCACUGAUGCUGUUAAAGCUGCAGGAUUGCCCAAUAAAUUAAAACAAAUCAAUCCUCAAGUUUCUGGAAAAACACCUUUGUCCAACAUGUCUGCAUUCAGGAUUGUGCUGCUGGGCAAAAGUGAAGAUAAGAAGACAAAACUUGGUAACUUGAUCAUUGGGUACCAAGCAUUUCACUGCCAAAAACUCAUUCACUGUGUGGCCUCCUGUGGAGAGUGGAGAGGUAAACUAGUAACAGUAGUCAAAACUCCAGACUUGUUCAGUCUGUCUGAGGAGGACAUGAGAAGAAAAGUGGAGAGCUGUGUGAGUCUCUGUCAUCCUGGACCUAAUGUUCUGCUGCUGUUGGUGAAACCUUCUGAAUUCAGUGAAGAGAACAGAACAACUCUGAAGUUCAUCCUGAGUCUGUUUGGUCACAAUGCCUUUAAACACUCGAUGGUCGUCAUCACACAUGAGAAUGAAAUGAGUUUCUCUGUGAAUGAAGUCCUCAGAGAAUGUGGAGGAAGGCACUACAACAUGUCUGAAGAUAACUAUGGAUCAUUAAUGCAGAAGAUUCAGGAAAUGACAAAUCAAUACAAUCACAGCAUCAAACCAUCUUUAAACCUGGUUCUGUGUGGGAGGAGAGGAGCAGAGAAGACUUUAACAGCCAAGGCCAUUUUAGGUCAGACUGAGCUUCAUUCAGUCUCCAACUCAUCAGAGUGUGUUAAACAUCAGGGAGAGGUGUGUGGACGUUGGGUUUCCCUGGUGGAGCUGCCUGCCUUGUAUGGAAAACCUCAGGAGGCAGUGAUGGAGGAAUCACUCAGGUGUAUCUCCCUCUGUGAUCCUGAGGGUGUCCAUGCCUUCAUCCUGGUCCUACCUGUGGCUCCCCUCACUGAUGAAGACAAGGGAGAGUUAGAGACCAUCCAGAACACAUUCAGCUCUCGAGUCAAUGACUUCACCACGAUUCUGUUCACUGUGGACUCAGAUCCUACAGAUACAGCUGUUGGUAACUUUGUAAAGAAAAACCAGGACAUCCAGGAGCUCUGUGAGAGCUGUGGAGGAAGCUCUUUUGUUCUUAACAUUAAAGACAAACAGCAGAUCCCACAGCUGUUGGAAACUGUGGAAAAAAUCAGUGUCCACAAAGACAAAUCAUACUGCUACACAAUGUAUACAUUUGGACAAGCCCAACUAGAGAAGAUGUUACAACAAGAGAAAUUCAUCACCCAACUUGCACAGAACAGAAGCACUGCUGCUUGUAAUGAAGAGAUGCAGAGCACGGGGUGUCUCAGGAUUGUGCUGAUAGGUAAGACUGGCUGUGGAAAGAGCUCUUCAGGAAACACCAUUCUAGGAAGAGCAGAUACAUUUUUAUCUAAACCUUUCCAAAAGUCGGUCACCAAGCGCUGUCAAAAAGAACAGGGUGAUGUCACCGGCCGUCCUGUUGUUGUGGUCGACACUCCUGGACUGUUUGACAACAGUUUAUCACAUGAAGAGAUCAAUGAGGAGAUGGUGAAAUGCAUCAGCCUCCUGGCUCCAGGACCACACGUCUUCCUGUUGGUGUUACAGAUCGGCAGAUUCACCCCAGAGGAGAAGGAGACACUGGAACUGAUCAGGAAAGGUUUUGGGAAGAAUUCAGAAAAGUUCACCAUCAUUCUUUUAACAAAAGGAGAUACACUGAAACAUGAAAAUGUAUCUGUUGAAGAAUACAUUGAAAACUCAGAAGAUUCCUUUAAGAAGCUGAUCUCUGACUGUGGAAGAAGGGUGCAUGUGUUUAACAACUAUGAUAAGCAAAACCGCUCACAGGUCAGUGAGUUGAUAACAAAGAUUGACACCAUGGUGAAGAACAAUGGAGGAUGCUGCUACACCAAUGAGAUGCUGGAAGAGGCUGAAGCAGCGAUACAGAAAGAAGUAGAGAGAAUCCUAAAGGAGAAGGAAGAAGAGAUGAAGAGACUGAGAGAGGAGCUUGAAAGAAAACAUGAGGAAGAAAUUAAAGCAAUGACAAAAAGAAUGGAAGAAGAGAAGAAAAAACUUCAGCAGGAAAGAGACCAGAAACUCAAGGAUAUGGAGGAAAAUAUAAAGAAGGAGCGUGAAGAGAGAAAGAAAGAACAGGAAAUGAGAGAAGAAGAGAACAGGAAAUGGAAAAAUGAGGAAGAAUUAUACAGACAGAAUUUGAAAACACAACUUGAAAUGUUGGACAAACAAAUUCAUUCAGAAAAAGAGGAAAAGAAAAGUGUGGAUCAAAAGCUGGAAGAGAACAGAGAAGAGAUGAAGAGAAAACAAGAAGCCUGGGAGGAAGAACGAAGUGAAUGGUGGGAGAAACAAAGACAAGAAGAUGAACAGAGACAAGAAAAACAGCAAAUAAAACUUGAAAACCUUGAAGAAAUGUACAAGCAGGAAAUAGAAAAAAAUGAAAAGAAAAGAAAAGAAGAAGACAAAAAGAGGAGAGAAGAGGAGAAGAAAGAACGAAAUCAGCUGGAGGAAAACUAUAAAAUACGUGUGGAAAAUCUGAAGAAGAUGCAUGAAGAUGAGGCCAGAAAGAAAGCUGAAGAGUUCAAUGAUUUCAAAGUGAACAAAAACAAAGAGUUCGCAGCUCAGAAGGAGGAGCACGAGAAGAAGAUUAAAGACAAAGAUGAGAAGUAUGACCUGUUAAAGGCUCUGGCUGACCACACUGAAAAACAAAAGAGAGAAAAGCAUCAAGCAGAAAUCAAAGAUGUGAUAAAAUGUCUUUCCAAGAAGAGAGGGAACGUGAAAAAACUCAAAGACUUGCUGAUAAAACACGAGGAUCAAAUGAAGAUUGCAAAAAAUGAGGAAGAAAAAGAAAACCUGCAGAAAAUCCAUGAAACAGAAUUAAGUGAACAAAUACAAAAACUUCUGGAUGAAGUUGAAACAACAUCUCGUUGCAGCAUUUCAUGAGGGGAUUUUUUUGUGUUUUUGUGACAGAGCUCCAUGAAUAAAAGAUUUUCUGUACAUUUAGUUAAAUGUUGAGAUGAGAAUACCAGUGUGUGUGCUGAUGCUUAUAGAUCUGAAUGUACUUAAUCGAGCGCAACAGAAUCCAGAUUAAACUGCUUAUGAUUUUCUAACUGAUCAGAUACAAAUUCAUAAAUUUUAUGGUCAAUUUGUGAACAUUUUACAGUUACAGACAGAAUUCUUUAUUUAUCUUAUAAAUUCUUAUUUUCAGGAUUGCGUUCCAUUUUUUUUCUUUUGUGAGUCAUUGACAUGUGUAGUAUGAAUUACUGCCAUGUAACUCUUCAGGUUAUGGAACAUUUUGAAGCAGUUUAAUUUUUUGGUUGAUUAUUUUCAUGUAGUACCAUAUUAAACAAUAGAAGAAGCUUCAGCUGGUUAUUAGAUAUUUGGAUGUUUGUUGUAAUUUUAUAAAUAUUCAGUAUUAAAUAUAUAUGACUAUCCUUUAUGCUGUUCUUCUUGAUGAUUAAAAAAACUGGAAAUUUA